AACAACUAAUUUUCCAUUGUAUUCCUCAUUGAUAUUUAUAGAGGAAUUCACGUGCGGGUACGAACUUAUAGGAUAAGCAGUAGCGAAGUCAGUGGUGAGAGAGAGUGUAUUGUGUUCAUCAUCAUGAUCACUCAUAGUGUUGUUGUGGUGGUGCGGCGGUGGUUAUUGGUGCUUAUAGUAGUGCUGUUGCCACUGUGUUAUGGUGGCAUAGUAAGCAUUUCUGGUCAGAAACUUGAUGAUGUUGACAAGCAGUUGAAGCACUUGAACAAGCCUGCUCUUAAAUCCAUCAAGAGUCCAGAUGGAGAUAUAAUUGACUGUGUCCAUAUUUCUCAUCAGCCAGCUUUUGACCAUCCUUUACUGAAGAACCACACCAUUCAGAUGAGGCCAAGUUACCACCCAGAAGGGCUAUUUGAGGAGAACAAAGAAUCCAUUCCAAAGUCCAAUGAAGGAAUAUCAAAGUCAAUUACUCAGCUAUGGCACUUAAAUGGAAGGUGCCCAGAAGGAACUAUUCCCAUUAGAAGAACAAAAAGGAAAGAAAUACUCAGAGCACGCUCUAUCAAGAGUUUUGGAAAGAAGCAGCAUGGAAUCAUCCCUGAACCAACAAUGUCUACUCAACCCAUCAAUCUAAGUGCUCACGAGUAUGCAAUGGUUGUUGUUCAAGGAGACAAGUAUUAUGGAACAAAGGCAACCAUGAACGUUUGGAAACCCAUAGUCCAGCAAUCCAAUGAAUUUAGCUUGUCCCAGCUCUGGAUCGUGGCAGGUUCUUAUCCUUCGAAUCUCAACACUAUUGAAGCUGGUUGGCAGGUUUACCCAUAUUUGUAUGGAGAUGCCAACCCCAGACUUUUCAACUACUGGACUAGAGAUGCAUAUAACACCACAGGAUGCUACAACUUGUUCUGCUCAGGCUUUAUUCAAACUAGCAAUAAAAUGGCAUUGGGGGGCACCAUCUCCUCUAUUUCUGCUUAUGGUUCUUCCCAAUAUGAAUACAACUUUCUAGUUUGGAAG
This is a messenger RNA of Camellia sinensis, 1005 nucleotides long. NCBI's taxonomy places the organism in Eukaryota, Viridiplantae, Streptophyta, Magnoliopsida, Ericales, Theaceae. The record is from RefSeq and is a predicted model, not a curated record.